Messenger RNA from Leptinotarsa decemlineata (Colorado potato beetle), 587 nucleotides. RefSeq names its product adenylate cyclase type 6. Gene Ontology annotation, molecular function: adenylate cyclase activity. Lineage: Eukaryota; Metazoa; Arthropoda; Insecta; Coleoptera; Chrysomelidae. Gene Ontology annotation, cellular component: plasma membrane. Gene Ontology annotation, biological process: adenylate cyclase-activating G protein-coupled receptor signaling pathway; intracellular signal transduction; cAMP biosynthetic process. The record is from RefSeq and is a predicted model, not a curated record.
AGGAAAAAGAGGACAUGGAACAUUUGGAAGCGUACAACCGGAAACUCUUGGCGAACAUAUUGCCUGUUCAUGUGGCGGAACAUUUUUUGAACAGCGAGAAAAACAACGAUGAACUAUACCAUGAACAAUGCGACUUCGUGUGUAUCAUGUUCGCCUCGAUUCCCAACUUCUCGGAAUUCUAUGUCGAACUCGAAGGCAACAACGAAGGGGUGGAGUGUUUGCGACUCCUCAACGAAAUCAUCGCAGAUUUCGAUGAGCUGUUAUCGGAGGACCAAUUCAAAUACAUCGAAAAAAUCAAAUCGACUGGAGCCACAUAUAUGGCUGCGUCAGGGUUAACGCAAAACACUUGUGAUAUGCUCGAAUACAAACACGUGACGGCCAUGGCUGACUACGCUCUCAGGCUGAAGGAGCUGCUGGAGGAGGUAAACGAACACUCGUUCAACCACUUCCGCAUUAGGAUCGGCAUCAAUGUGGGCCCCGUGGUGGCGGGGGUCAUUGGGGCCAGAAAGCCCCAGUAUGAUAUCUGGGGGAAUGCUGUCAACGUCGCCAGCAGGAUGGACAGUACUGGAAUCUGCGACAAGAUCCAG